This is a messenger RNA of Xenopus tropicalis (tropical clawed frog), 1773 nucleotides long. Lineage: Eukaryota; Metazoa; Chordata; Amphibia; Anura; Pipidae. The record is from RefSeq and is a predicted model, not a curated record.
UCAUGCCAUUUUAUACUAAAUAAAAAGCAGUCGUAGAGGUCAGAAAGGAGAUUUUUGAGGAGCAAACAGCACACAACAUUGGUGUAUUCACAGGUUCCUCUAGUCAUGGUCAGUUUUGAGCCAAUCACUCUGUUCUUGGCAAUUGUCAUUUGCCUAUUUUUGAUAUACCUUGUAUAUGGUGGGAAAGGAACCCCUCCAAACUUCCCCCCUGGACCAAAGCCAUUACCCCUUAUCGGAAAUCUACAUAUAAUAAACUUGAAGAAACCUUAUAUGACAUUCAUGGAGCUUGGGAAAAAGUACGGAUCAGUAUUCCGUGUGCAGUUGGGUACAGAGAAGGUGGUUGUUCUGUGCGGGUAUGACGCAGUGAAAGACGCUCUGAUUAACCAUGCCGAGGAGUUCUCAGACCGGCCCAUCAUAGAAACGUUUCAUAGAAGAUCAAAUGGACAUGGUAUUACUUUUUCUCACGGUGAAAACUGGAAAGUGAUGAGAAGAUUUACAAUUGCGACACUGAGAGACUUUGGCAUGGGGAAGAGAACUAUAGAGGACAGAAUUAAUGAGGAAUGUCAUUCCCUGGUGGAAACAUUUCAAUCCUACAAAGGAGAGCCAUUUGAGACCAACUUGAUAAUGAACGCCGCAGUAGCCAACAUCAUCGUAUCUAUUCUGCUUGGCCAUCGCUUUGAAUAUCAGGAUCCAACCCUUCUGAAGCUCAUUGGCUUAUCAAAUGAAAUGGUCAGGAUUCUGGGGAGUCCUAUAGUUUUGCUAUACAAUGCAUAUCCAUCCGUGAUGAAAUGGUUACCUGGGAGUCACCAUAAUGUUAUAAAGAACACUCAGAAAUCUCAUACGUUUAUUAAAGAAACAUUUACUGAACACAAGGCUCAACUGGACAUAAACGACCAAAGAGAUUUCAUUGAUGCCUUCCUUGCCAAGCAAAGUGAGGAAAAGCCAAAUCCUGGACUGUUUUUUCACAAUGAGAAUCUAGUAUCACUUGUAGAUGGUUUAUUUGUUGCUGGAAUGGAAACCACCUCAACAACACUGCGAUGGGGCCUCCUGUUAAUGAUGAAAUAUCCAGAAAUUCAAAAGAAGGUCCAAGAUGAAAUCAACAAAGUGAUUGGAUCAGCUCAGCCUCAAACAGAGCAUAGAAAACAAAUGCCCUAUACUGAUGCCGUUAUCAAUGAGAUUCAGAGAUUUGCAGACAUUAUUCCUGCUAACCUUCCCCAUGCAACAACUAAGGAUGUCACUUUCAGGGGCUAUUUUAUUCCAAAGGGAACCCAAGUGAUCCCAAUGCUGACUUCCGUUCUACGGGAUAAGGCUUACUUUGAAAGACCAUAUGAAUUUUACCCUCAACAUUUCCUUGACUCCAAAGGAAACUUUGUAAAGAAUGAGGCCUUCCUUCCCUUCUCAGCAGGAAAAAGAAGUUGUGCCGGAGAGACGUUGGCCAAGAUGGAACUCUUCCUGUUCUUCACAAACCUUCUGCAGAACUUCACAUUCCAGCCCCCUCCUGGACAGGACCUCAACUUAACCACUACAGGAGGGUUUACGUCAGUUCCUGUGGUUCAUAAGAUCUGUGCCUUGUCUCGCAACUAAGACUCAAAGCUAAACUAAAGGUCUUGGUGAUAAAAUAUUUUAUAUCAUGAUGUGUAUAAAAAAGUAUUGUCUAAUGAAGAUAAAAAGAAGCUAAAAUCUAUUUAUGACACAUCAUUUUUUAAUUGCAUGCGUAGCAACCUAAUAUUCUGUGCUUUGUAGCUUUUUAUAUAUAUUAAAGGGAUUCUGUUA